Messenger RNA from Oryzias melastigma (Indian medaka), 609 nucleotides. It is a transcript of the gene fabp4b, whose product is annotated as fatty acid binding protein 4b. The transcript is spliced from 4 exons. Lineage: Eukaryota; Metazoa; Chordata; Actinopteri; Beloniformes; Adrianichthyidae. Gene Ontology annotation, cellular component: cytosol; nucleus. The coding region runs from base 91 to 495 and encodes 134 amino acids. Gene Ontology annotation, biological process: fatty acid transport. Gene Ontology annotation, molecular function: fatty acid binding. The record is from RefSeq and is a predicted model, not a curated record.
UAAAGCUUCAUUUCUAAAGGGGACCGACUGUGGAGGCUGACCUGCAGACCAGAACAACUCUCUCUCUGUGACUGAGCAUCUUUAACCACCAUGGUUGAACAGUUUGCAGGAACCUGGACUUUAGCUUCCAGCGAGAACUUUGAUGAGUACAUGAAGGCUGUCGGUAUGGGGUUUGCCACCCGCCAAAUGGGCAACAUAACGAAGCCUAACCUGGUCAUCCAGGUGGGUGCUGACGGGGUCAUCUCUAUGAAAGCUGAGAGCACCUUCAAGACCACAGAGAUCAAGUUCAAGUUGGAUGAGGAAUUUGAUGAGAAUACAGUGGAUGGUAGAAAUGUAAAGUCUACAUUCACCCUUGAGAACGGCAAACUUGUGCAGAAACAAAGCUGGGAUGGUAAGACCUCAACUCUGGAGCGAGAGAUCCAAGAGGGGAAGCUAAUAGCUAAAUGUAUCAUGGAUGAUGUUGUGGCUGUGAGGACAUACGAGAAGGCAGCAUAAAUUUUCCUAAAUGACAUCAGCCUGACGUCCAUCAUUCCAGUUUGACUCUUGUCUGUUCAUGAAUGAUCUGUCAAUGUAACUUAUCAUCCAUGCGAAUAAAAUAAUUUAAACAAC